AUGAAAGAUGAUGAGAGUAAUGGUGAUUUAAAUAAUUCGAGUUUUGGUUCUAAUGAUAAUGAUUACUCUAGUGAUUUGGAAGAUUUGCCUGAAUAUGAGAGGGAACUGAUAUUGGCAAAAAGGCAUGAAGAAUAUAUGAAAAAAAAGCAUAGAAAAAUAUUAUUAAAAAAAGUAAAUAUUGAUAAUAAAAUAGAAAAAAAUGAAAGUGAUAAUAAUAUUUCAAAUAAAAAAACAACACAAAAAAAAAGUAAAAAAAAAUCAACAGAAACAACUACAAAAUAUAAUAUAACCACUACACCUAUUGGAAGUAACAAAGCACAAAAUGUUGAUGCCACUAAAAAAGAUAGAGAUACAAAAGAUGCUAAAGAAGUGUCGGAUUAUUCUGGAAAUAAUCAAGAUUCGGAAGCAAAUAUAAAAAGAAAACUAAAAAAAAAACAAACAAGCCCUAUAGUGUCUAAUAAAGAUAAAGGAAAAAAAAAAUUAAAAAAUCUUGGAAAAGAAGAAAAAAAAGCAGACUCAAAAAGUAAGCAUAAAAGUUGGACUGGUAAAAAUUAUACUACCUCUUCUUAUGAAAGUUCACCAGCUUAUUCAGAUAAAAGUUAUCGUAAAAAAAAAAAUAAAAAAGAUAGUAAUGCUCCCAUUCUUUCUGAACAUAAUAAAAAAACGCUAGCUCGAAAUAAUAAUUAUAAUAUCAGUUCACAAGAUGAAAGUAAAACGGAUAAAUAUAUAGGAGAUGAAAAAACAAAAAUAAAAUCAAAAUCAGGAAAAAAUCAUACAAUUAGUGAUGACAAAUAUGGUGAUAGUAAUAAAAUACUAAAUGAUAAAGAGGAAGAGUUAUUAAAAAAAAAUAAAAAAAAAAAACAAGUAAGAGACACAUCCGAGGAAAUGGCUACCUUGUUUGAUAAAAAGAAAGACGAUCGAUCUCAUGAAUAUAUUUCAUCAGGAAAAGGUGGACAAAUAAAAAGUAGUACUAAAUAUUCAAAUGAUCAAGAUAAAAACAUUUUUAAUGAUUUAAAAAAAAAAAAAAAAAAUGAACUAUUCGAAAAAAGUGAAAGUCCUGUAAAAGACCCAGAAACACCUGAACGGUUAAUACAAUUAUAUAAAGAAGAAAAAAAAAUAAAGCUAGAUAUUUAUAAAUAUAUGACAUAUGAAAUUAUAAACUAUUUUCAAUUAAAAAAAACAUUCCUUUUAGAUAUGAGUGAACAUAUAAAUUUUCCUUAUUAUGUUAUUGGGCAUGUUGUAAAAAUAGAUGAUCUACCAAAACUAAUAAAUACAUCGCAUUAUGUAAAAAAUAAAAAUUACACCAAUAAUAAUAUAACAAGUGCAGAGAAAAAUAAAAAUAUUUUCUUUAUAAAAAAUGUAAUUAAAUGUGAUAGUUAUUUUUGUAUAGAUAGAUAUACUAAUGUUAAAUUUGAAAUAUCUCAUUUAGAUAAUCUAAAAAAUAUAAAUUUUUUUAAAAAAAUUAAAAAAUUAAUGAAUAAAAACAAAAAAAUAGGAGCUAACGAAUUAGACAAUAUAGAAAAUAAUAAUAUUGAUAGUACAUAUAUAUGUGAUAUCAAUAAUAUAUCAGAUGAAAAACUUACAAUUGAUGAAUAUAAUCAUUUAAAAUUACUUUCUAUUAAUACUGAAAUAUUACAAAAUUUUAAUCUAUUUUUAAAGGAAAAAAUAGAAGAUUUAAAAAACUUCCAUUACACUGAAAAACAAAUUCAAGACUUAGUUGAAAUGAAAAAAAAAAAAAGUUUUUAUGAAAUAUUUCAAAAUAAUAAAACUAUCGAUGCUUUGCCUAUUUCUCGUAUUGUUGUCCAAAGGGAAAUAUGUUCCCUUUUGAGAGAAAUAGACACACUAAAUUAUUCAAAAAAAAAAAUAAAUGAUGUUUAUAUGAUAUCCAAAAUAAAUAGACAAAUUGAUGAGUUAACCAAGAAGAAGGACAUAUUACGAGAACAAUUAGAGAAGAAAAGAAAUACUCUUGCUUCAAUGAAAAGCCAAGAAAGCAUUUCUUAUGAAACGGGAAAAUAUAUUCCACAAAAAAAAUUUACAAAACCUUAUUAUAAUUCAGGACUAUCUGAUGAUCAUUUCAAAACAAUCAUAGGAGAUGAAAAAAAAAAUAUAGCAGAUAUGGCAAAUCAUAUAAAUGACGAAAAAAGAAAUUUCAACAGUCAUAUAACAAAUAAAAUUGUUGAUUUACCUAUGGAUUCUCAUAAUAAAAUUAUGUAUCAUUUUUUACAUGGAAGUUUACAAAGUAGUGAGGAAUUAUUCAAUGAUAGCUUAAAAAUUCAUGAUGAAUAUGACUUUUUUGGAGUUAACAUUGAUAAGUACGUAACUAGCUUUGACAUUUUGAAAAAAAACAUGAACAAGCAAGAAGAAAAUUGCAAAACAAGCUAA
Plasmodium vinckei vinckei is the source of this 2382-nucleotide messenger RNA. Its product is annotated as conserved Plasmodium protein, unknown function. The record is from RefSeq and is a predicted model, not a curated record. NCBI's taxonomy places the organism in Eukaryota, Apicomplexa, Aconoidasida, Haemosporida, Plasmodiidae. The transcript has 5 exons. The coding region runs from base 1 to 2382 and encodes 793 amino acids.